UGGUUUAAAAAUCCGUCAACCGUCAACGCUCCAGCGCACACUUCUUCCUAAAACCCUAAUCUUGCGCUUCUUCUUCUUCCUCUUCCUAAAGCCCUAAAUCUUCUCUCUCGUGUAAGGCCAAACGCAGCGAUGGGUCGUACGAAGAACACGAAGAUUCGCUUUGAAGGUGCCGACGAAGACGAGGUUGCUGAGGAGGUCGCCACUUGCUCGAAUGUCGACGAAGCCAUCCGGGACGAAUCCAUGUGCGACGCUGGCAACGGCGCCGAUGCCGAUGACGUCACUGAUGACAUAACCAGCGCUGAUUACUACUUUGAUUCUUACUCCCAUUUCGGUAUCCAUGAAGAAAUGUUAAAGGAUGUGGUGAGAACCAAGACUUAUCAGAACGUCAUUUACCAAAACAAAUUUCUGUUCAAGGACAAGAUCGUUCUUGACGUCGGAGCUGGGACAGGAAUCCUGUCCCUAUUCUGUGCCAAGGCUGGGGCUAGACAUGUUUAUGCAGUUGAAUGUUCUCAUAUGGCUGACAUGGCCAAGGAGAUUGUUGAAACGAAUGGAUUCUCUGAUGUCAUAACGGUUUUGAAAGGGAAGGUAGAGGAGAUAGAAUUGCCGACUCCUAAAGUGGACGUGAUUAUCUCAGAAUGGAUGGGUUACUUUCUGGUGUUUGAAAAUAUGUUGGAGACUGUCUUGUAUGCUCGUAAUAAAUGGCUUGUUGAUGGUGGAAUUGUUCUUCCAGACAAAGCUUCUCUGUAUAUUACAGCCAUAGAGGAUUCAGAAUAUAAAGAAGACAAAAUAGAAUUUUGGAAUAAGGUGUAUGGUUUUGACAUGAGAUGCAUCAAGAAAAAGGCUAUAAUGGAACCACUUGUUGACACUGUUAACCAAAAUCAAAUUGUCACUGAUUCCAAGCUCCUGAAGACCAUGGAUAUCUCAAAGAUGUCUUCUCAAGAGGCUUCCUUCACAGCUCCAUUCAAGCUUGUUGCACAACGCAAUGACUACAUUCAUGCCCUUGUUGCCUACUUCGAUGUUUCAUUCACCAACUGUCACAAACUGAUGGGUUUCUCAACAGGGCCAAAAUCACGGGCUACACACUGGAAACAGACGGUGUUGUACCUGGAAGAUGUGCUCACGAUAUGCGAGGGCGAGACCAUCAAUGGAAGCAUGACUGUGACUCCUAACAAGAAGAAUCCACGUGAUGUCGACAUAAAGCUCAACUAUUCUCUGGAUGGAAAGCACUGUAAGGUGUCAAGGACUCAACACUACAAAAUGCACUGAAAUCGUUUGUUGUUGUUUUUUUUUUUAAAAAAAAAAGAUUGAAUAUAAGCUCUCAUUCAGAGAUGUACGCAAAUCCCUGCCCACCAUGUUUCCUGAGAGAUUUGCCCAUUCUUUUCCAUUACCAUUAGAGAGGCUGAGAAAUUUGCUCAACCGUCCAUGUUUGCUGUAUGUUGCAAGUUUUGCUGUUAUUCCUUCCUUCUUGUGUUUUGACUGGAAAAACAUUUCUUAAAUCCAAGUUAAUGGAAGAUUUCCUUUUGCGUUU
Messenger RNA from Tarenaya hassleriana, 1528 nucleotides. Its product is annotated as protein arginine N-methyltransferase 1.1-like. The record is from RefSeq and is a predicted model, not a curated record. The transcript is spliced from 9 exons. Gene Ontology annotation, molecular function: protein-arginine N-methyltransferase activity. NCBI's taxonomy places the organism in Eukaryota, Viridiplantae, Streptophyta, Magnoliopsida, Brassicales, Cleomaceae. The coding region runs from base 130 to 1266 and encodes 378 amino acids. Gene Ontology annotation, biological process: peptidyl-arginine methylation. Gene Ontology annotation, cellular component: nucleus.